Molecule: messenger RNA, 8072 nt
Organism: Orbicella faveolata
Lineage: Eukaryota; Metazoa; Cnidaria; Anthozoa; Scleractinia; Merulinidae
Product: guanylate-binding protein 3-like
Molecular function (GO): GTPase activity; GTP binding
Source: RefSeq, a predicted model, not a curated record
CCGCCGUUCCGUUCCGAACCGAAAGAGAGGAGCAUCUCUGAAGUUGCACUUCACAGUUACCCAACGGAUGUUCUGUAAAAGAACUGUUCUGUUGGCUUUAAAUCUGGAGUUUCAGAUUUUGUGGCUAAGUGGUAAGCAACCACACAUAAUUAUAUAAAUAUUCAGCUUCCAAGUAACAAAAGAAAGUUGCCACGUAGUGGAAGGGAUAUUCCAAACUUAUGCUGGAAAGGGUGAUUGUCUUGUUUUGCUACCUGAAAGCGUUUUUCCGAAUUAGGUCUUGGUCAACCUAAGAUUGGAGUAGCUCUCGAUUCAGCCUUGAAAGCGAUCCAUUACGAGUUAUCCUCAUUUUCCUUGUUUCUUUGUUUGUUUAAACGAGAAAGGUCCAAGGGCCUAUUUUCAUUACACCCCCAAUCCAACCCUAGGAAUGAAAAGGAAAUCAAGUGUUUGUUUUUAGCCACUGAACUUGGAUAAUAAACCGCCGUAAACAGAACCCGUAAACAGAACCAAAUUUGAGGCCACUCCAGUGAGUUUUAAAUUCACAGUUUAUACUGUAUGUCAUUUAUCGAGCAGGAGAGGAGGAAAGUGAAGUUUCACAGGCACUGUUAAGAAACUGACCGCAAAAGCAACGGUGACAGAGUUCUUAAGGACAAGCUUCUUCGUCCGCGAUAACCUGCCUGAAACGCCCCGUCAGAUUGUUUUUCAUGGUCGCUUUUUGUUCUUCCAUUUCCAAGCCGAUAUCAGUGACUACAGAUCUCUCUUCGUGUGAAAAUCUUCUCAAUGUAGAUUGUUUCUCCAGUCAGAUAUUGUGUGCUUGCGUCAGAAAUCCAAAGACCAAACGAGAAGCGUACUUUGCCAAUAGGAGAAAUAUUUUGUUGAGGAAUAGUUUCACCUCCACCUUCGGAAUGUGGGAGUGAUAGGGAGAAGGAGUGAAAUUCGCCCCCAUAGGUACAACUUGAGAGAUAUUCUACAAGUUAAAAAUACCAUCGAACCAAUAGGAAGAACAUAUGGGCGAACAAUCAAGGAUCGAUGUUUAGCCAUGUUUUCAGUUUCAGCAUUAAAGGAAGAACCUCAGUGACUGAUUUCUUGCUCUUUACGCAGCAAAGCGUCUCAGUUGCGCACGUGCGGCUUUUAACAAAAUGUUACCAAGAAAUAAUAUUUCAGUUUUCAAGUUUGAGCAUUGACAUAUUUGAUAACUUUCGCCAGAAGAAAAUCUCUGUUCAAAUCUGUGGACAAAAACAUUGAGAAAGAUGUUAUGUUCAACAUAUAACGAGCCGUGGGUCAAGUGGGAGUGUUUUUGUCUAAACAUUGUUUCAAAAUGUUCUUGACGUGUCACGGUUCCCUACGUACAUAGCAGUGCAAUUGUUUUCAUUUUAUAUUUGUAUUUUAAGGGGACCUUUUUGUCCCCUGGCUAAAUUGCCUUCGUUAUUUGCGAUGGCGAGUGACACAAAAAAUGAAAACAAGCCUUUCAGUUUCCGCAUGAAAAGGGAAAAGUCCCAGCAUGAACUCUUGUCCACUUGCACGAAUUCUUGGAACCUGGGGAUUCCCCGUAAACAUCUUUCAGUUUCGGAAGAAGGCUGCUACAAUUUGCGGCAGACGGAAGACUUAAACUAGCCUUCCAUCGAAAGAGAGACGUUCCUUUCAGUCAGGAAACAUGGCAACGCACAGAAACGCGCAGAACAUGGCAAUUCCACUCUGUCUACCUAACAACUGCCAGUGGAGUGCAGCAACGGGCGAGUACAUUAAAACAGGAGAAAGGCGUUCCUCACUCUAUGUCGUUGAUGAAGCACUUCAGAAACUUCGUACUGUCAGAGGUCCGGUGUGUGUGGUAUCAAUUGCUGGGCCAUACAGAAAAGGAAAAUCUUACGUUUUAAGCGAAGCUUUUGGGCAAUCAGAGGUUUUUCCUCUGGGACAUCAUUUUGAUCCAGAAACCAUGGGAAUCUGGAUGUGGGUUGUGCCGCAAAAAAUUCGGGACUCAAACGGCCAGGAGUGUACUGUGGUUUUACUAGAUUCAGAGGGCAUUGAUGCCGUGAGAGGAGAAGGUUUAGACGACAAUCAAAUCUUCACGCUCUCCGUUUUGCUGGCCUCUGUGUUGAUUUACAAUUCAGCAGGAGUUCCCACAAGACACGAUCUUAAUGGAUUGGAUUUUAUUGUAAAGUUAUCUCAGCGAAUAAAGCUUCGCUCGAACAAUGGGGAAGGGAGCAUGCGUGGUCAGCGAGAAGACACGGAGUUCUUCCAUAAAACCUUUCCAUUCUUUAUCUGGCUUCUCAGGGAUGUAACUCAAUCCAUUCCACCUGACUGCAAGGACAUUAAGGAGUACUUCUUGACAAGGGUGUUUAAAGAUCAAGGUUUGUCACGUGUGGAUCAGAACCAGGAAGUAGCGGAAAGCAUUUUGCGUUUCUUUCCUGGCUUUCUCGCCUUUAAACUUCCUCCACCCACAGUUAAUGAAGAAGUGCUGAAAAACAUCAACAGGAACAAAAGUCAGAUCAACCCUGAAUUUCUCUCUGGAAUAGAGAAAUUUAAGGAAUUACUACGAAGCAUACUGAUUCCUAAACACAGCUUUAACGAUGGAGAAAUAGUCACUGGUGAAGGCCUGGCUGCCCUGGUUCAGCUGUAUGUGGAAGCUAUCAACACUCCUGGUGUGAUUCCUAAUGUCCAGACAGCUUGGGAAACGUUUGUGGUGACAAAAUGUUCUGAGGCUGCGAACGCCGCGCUCAAGGCUUAUGAGGCCAUCAUGACGUCAAGGCUAGCAGGUCAGCUGCCUUGUGAUAACGAGGAAAUUCGAAACAGUCAUGAGGCUGCCCUUGAGCAAGGUAUAGCUCAACUGGAAGCAGAGACGAUAGGGAUAUCUGCUGUUACGACUGAAAAGUAUCUGCGAGAACUGACGGAAGCUCUUGACAAAAAGUUGGCCUCGUGGCAGAGUGAAAAUGAAAGGCUAACAAGGGAAUCCUGCACCAGUCUCCUGAAACAGCUUAAGAAGGAACACCUAGACCCAGUCCUUACUCAGCUACAUGGAGAGGGAGGUGCCAAAGUAAUGUUCGAAGACAUUGUUGCUGGAUACAACAAAAUUGAACACGACUACAAAGCUCGCGCCACCGGCGCUAAAGAUGUUUGUGCUGCUGUGUUCUUUGAAUUUCAUCCGGAACUAAUGAAAGAAAUGCAGCAAUACUUGGGUGUGCUGCGACAGUUGAAAGAUUUCGACGAAAACCUAAGCAGAGAAAUUGCAGCCAAAGCCUACCAAGAGCAAGAAAGAAUCAAGCUUGAGGAGGAAUACGCUCGUUUACAACAAGAAAACCGUGAGCGGCAAAUGGAAAUGGAAAUGUUGCAAACAAAGCAACAAGAAGAAACAAAGAGACUCCGCGAACAGAUGGAAGCGGAGGCCAAGGCUCAACGAGAUCAAAUGGACAACAUGAUGAAAGCGAGCAUGAAGCAGGCUGAAGAAGACAGGCGAGCUUUUAUGCAAGAAAAUCAGGCAUUAAACCAACGACUUGUGGAGAUGCAGAAAUCCAAUGAAGGAAUGCAACAAAUGAUGGAGAAUUUAAAACAACAACUGCAGCAGAAUCAGAGCAGACAGCAGGAGGUUAAAAAGCCAGGAUUCCUUGAUAAAGCGCUGCAAGUCAUACCAGUUUUGGCGGGAGUUGCUACUAACCUACCAAAGUGUAGCGUUAUGUAAUUAAAACCCUUAUUAAAUUGUCUAUUAGCUUAAAAGUAAAUUUAAUCCGGUUUGGCCUGAACCUCAGUUUUGCUGGUUUCACGUAUUUUGUAACUUCAAUUCUUGAAAUGCGCAUUUGUCACUGAUUACAAGUACAGUGGUGCACACCGCAGGCUUUUGAUUCUUUAGUUACUAUGUACUGUAGUAUAACUGACGUGAAUAUUAUCUUUAAGAAACUGAUUAAACACUAUAAAUGCAUUUAAAUAACAGUUGAUGGAUUAUUUUUCUACAAAUUACGUUGCCAAGCUUUGCCAGCUUACGCUUCGGUUAAUGUGGAGUAGCGCGAAAACGGCGAGAAAAAAGGAGAGUUUUCUUCUCUCUUUUUUUUUGCGGGUGGUCUCAAACUUAACGUCUGAAAGAUACCAUUCGUUCGAGUCCAUUAUCCUAACAGAGAUGUGACCGUUGUGUGUCUCUUCUCUGCAGUAGCUUAAAGGGGUUUUCUCGGGCGGGAAAAUCCGCUGAACGAUAUGAGUUCAGGGGCAGGGUUACAUGGAGCGACUGCGCCCGAUCGAUCCAUUCGACUUUGCGCCCGCACUCACUUCGCACAACGGAUUUAUAUAACGAACGUGCAAACCUCUGUGGGGGAGAGAGCCGUUGUGUUACGUCUUAGAGAAGAGACUUAACCCUUAAGGUUUCUCUUUCCCACAGGUUCGUAAAUGUUUACUUACGGCUCCCCGACACUGAAAAAUACAGGUUGUGAUCGAUGCUAGGGAAGUAAAAUAUAUGCAACUAGUUCGUUCUUGCUCACAAAAACUACAUGUAGACAUGCAAGAGGUCCUUGGCUUUUCUGUUCUGAAGAAUUCCUAGCAAAGAAAAGACUUUUGCAGCAUACAAAAACAGAGAAAACGCGCGGCUGAGGGCUUUCCAAAAUUUCCAAACGCACUUGAGAGUUUUAAUCAGACAGUAUAAACAUGGAUGGCGACCAGUACAGUUUUAGUGUCAUUGAUUAAAGACCUCAGAAACUAAGGUCACACAUAAACAUCGUCCUCUCAUCCCGGGUUUGAUACAAAAUACUCUUCUACGGAAACUUUUGCAAUCUUUGCUGUAUCGGUCACAACAUUUUCACAAUUUCGCUAUAUUCACAUCUUGUAUGCGUAGGAAGUGAAGCGCACUGCUCAAAACAGGGUCUGGUGGCGGGCACUAGUGGACGACCUAUGUUCCAUCAGGAACAAAGAAGAUUGAGUGAGUGAAUGAUGCGUAGAUUUGGAAACUUCAGUUUUGACCAAGUUGGAAAAAAGCACUCCGCUCGGCAGUGUUAUUUGGUCAUGUUCCUAAUAUGUUCUUUAUUUCCACGUUCUUGCAUAAGAGUGACAACAUUUUCCGUUCUUUUGUAUCUUAUAAAUAUAAUACGAGUGACUGUUUAAGUCAUUGACGUUUCCACACCUAUUUUGACUUUACUAAAAAUCUCACAAGAGUUUCGCUAAUUCUAUAAUUAAGCAAUAAAGGAUUUUUCCGUGUUUACAUAGCCUCGUCUCAACGCGAGGGGGGUUGGGAGAAUUGAAGACAGUUAUGGAUAACUUUCGAGAAUUCUCCAAAUCCCCGAGUAUUUAGUAUUUAGUAUGUUUACAUACAUAUGUAAACAUAUUCUUAUCUAUCUCGUUGAUACCCACGGGGGAGGGGGGGGAACUCCCAUAUUGAAAGGGGGGUGCUCGUCGUACCUUCUAGGGUUUUCAGCCUGAGAAAGUCGAUAGCAGUAGUUUCUGCGGUACUUUUUAGGGUGUUCAGCCGAGAACAUAUGAUAGGAGAUACUGUGUUGUUUUAGAAUUGGUACCUGUUUAGGGUGAAAAACAUUUCAAGCCACGCCCACAAAACAGGAACUUGGUACCUCUUAGGGUUCUUUUCAAAAUUUCCAACCAGCACACCCGUCCUUGUUUAAUAUGGGAGUUUCCCCGGGCAUGAAACCCUUGCUCUCUUUCAGAAAUAUGAAAUAUGAUUUUCCAUGCGUUGUGCUUUAAGAUCUAGUCUCGGGAGCAGGCGAUUGAUACGUCCAGCGGUAUCAAAGAGGAAGUAAUAAGGCUAACUGUACACAUACUUGAAGACCACAAACCUAAUUUUUGAUGCAAAAAGAGUAGAACUAAUUGGACUAUUUGAAUAUGGACAAAAUUGUAUCCUUUUAUGAAGAAUUACAGCGGAAUUUGCGCGUUAUUUUCUUGUUAUAAACGUCAGGCCGAAAAAUUAACCGUCAACCGUCAAAGGACCUAACAUGUAACCAUCAAAACGGCUUAUUUUUAACCGUCAGCCGUCAAAGGUCCCCCCUCUCCAUUGAGACCUCUCAAUCCCCCGCUUAUUACACCGCGCUUGUCAACAUCACGAGUGAAUAAAAAUAACAAAUGACUUCUUUCUUAAAGUCCGGCAUGCGUAAUUCCAAACAAAGUGCACAAUACUUUUUCACCCAAAACUAGCUCAAAAUCAUACAUGAAUAGCAUGUACUGAAUAGCUUUGUGAGAACUUUUUCCCCUCCCACCCUGGGUCAAUAAUAAAUAAGGAAUGUUUUUUCCCGAAAUGGUGUCGCAUUUUCUAGUUUCCAUACUAAUUAAUGUGUCAGAUGCUUGAGCUGAGGUAGAGCCCUCUAUCAAUGGGGUACACCUACCUAAAAGAAUUACAAAACCAACGAAUAUUUUUUUAUAUAAAAGUUGCUCCAUUAACAAAUUUAACAAAAUAUAAAAGCAUUUAAAAGCUAACUAAUUAUUACACAGAUUGUAACCCCAGCAUCUCUCACACAGUAGAAUUUUCAGAUUGAUCUUAGGUUAGACUAUUCCCAGUCCCCUAUUUUGCCGUGGGAUCGUAGAUGUUGAUCGUCGAGACAGGCCGCCAUUUUGGUCUCUUGAUGCGAGUGAAACUGGGGAGUGUAGAAAAUGCCCGUGGGUAGAGGCGGUGGAGUGAAUAGCCUGGGGGUGGAGGGGCGUAAAAUAAGGAGACUGUAACAGCUUUCCUCCGUCUCAUGUCAGCGGCGUUAGUCGCUCCAGCAACGGCAACACCUGAUUGGUCGAAGGAACAAUAGAGUUCAUCAGAGCGUAGCAGAGCGUUGACAAGUGACAUUCAUCACUUCGCGGCUCAGGCCAAAAUGGCAUCGAUUUUAGAGGAAACUUCCAGGGAAUGUUUUGAUUUUGAUCGUCUUUCUGAUUUUUGUCUUCGAGGGUUGGUGUUAAAGCGCGAGCAAAAAGAGGCUGUUUCUUAUUUACUCGAAGGAAAAAAUGUUUUGGGGAUUAUUCCAAAUCGUUUUGGAAAAAGUGUAAACUAUCAAAGUUUCGUUUUGUCGAAGGAAAUGGAUGAAAGCUCCGUUGGUUGUUCUUCCUGCCAUGUAAUUGUGCCGCUAUGCAGCAUCAUCUAGAAUCACAUCAACUCAAAUUAAACAAGUUCGAUCUUGAAGUGAAAGGCUUCUCAUGAGACAGAAUGAAACUGAUAUUACACUCCCAGUAUGUGUUUUUGUUUUGUUUUGUUUUGUUUUGUUUUUUUUCGCCUGCCGUGAUCUCCACUACCCCUAACCGCGGGCAUUUUGUACUCUCCUCAGUUUCGUUCGCAUCAAGAGACCAAGAUGGCGGCCCGUCGAACUCAACCAUCGCCAUCUACGAUCUCACGGAAAAAUAGGGGACUGCGAUUACAUAUGUUCGCUUUGAAAAUGUUGAAGGGAGGGUUUUGCGGCUCGGCGCAUGUUAAUCAUUCAAUUUCAUUGUUUAAAAAACAAUCGGAAGCCUGCUGAUUACUCUCGAGGGAAUUUUGCCUUUGAAAAUUUCUUGGUCAGUUGCCAAAACGUGACGGUAUAGGAGAGAUUUCUCAGUAGCAUCCUUUCCUAUGUUCUGACUCCAUGAUUAUUUAUAUUUUCGUUUCGUAUCAACGUGUAUUUCAGUAAUUUCAGACUAUAGUUUUGUGAAAGCAAAAUGAUAGCCUUUUGUAUUCAUACGGUUGCAUAAAGAAUUACUGAUGCCCAAAAUUCACGGAAGAUGUCAACGGGUGAACACAGAAAAUAUAGAAUUCAGUUUUGAACAUUGAAUUUGUUAUCUGGCCCGACUCUUUUAUUCUAGACCAGACGCACGAGUUAUCUGUUCGCAUCUGAUUAGUUUAUAAACAAUAAAAUUGAGUAGGCUACCGUGACACAUUGAAAGUAUCCUUUAGCUCAGGUAGCCGCCCUUAAUUUGUCGGGGACACUGUUUCUUUCGUACCAAUAAUUUUAUCACAAAAUGUAACUACACAUUUUUUAUUCAUGUUUAUUUACCGCUGGCUAAAAGUAACAUUAACAUAUGUUUAUCAACGUAGGUUUAAAAGACGCACUAAGGCCCUGUUCACACUACGCUGAAGAAAUUUGAAAACGCAGCUUUAUUUCUACGGUUAGGCCUACCAUCCACACUAAUCCGUCACGAAAACG